CCGAGGGCGCCAAACGGGGUGGUGGAACCGCGGGUCCGCGAGUCUUUGUUUUGAUUCCGUUUGCCUCCCACUACCUUCCCGCUGCAUCUGACGCACACACACACGAAACAUGCACAUUUCUCACGCACACACUCACCGCGUUUAUAACGAGAGUUCGAGUUCGCCAGGUUGCUGCGCACCGGAUUAAUGGAGAUUCUUUGCCAAAAAGAUGAACUUUCUAGCGAGAAUCGAUGCUCCUAGAGAUGCGGCGUUCAUCUCGGAAGGAUUCCCUUUGAAAGCAAGAUUCUACUCCAAUGCAGCGCGUUCUAGAAUUCAAAUGCGUUCCUUCAAUUGACAGACAUUUUCACGCGAGAGAGAGAAAGAGAUAGCGCUGUGGAAAGUGUACCACCCCAAAACGCCACCCUGCCACCCUAGAUAGCAUACCUGUUUUGGGAGGCUUCUGGUAGUAAAUUGUAGGAAAAAAGACGACAACGCAUCGCGAAAACAGCGGAAACCACAGCGAGUGCAAGUGCAUCAAGAAGUCUGUGUGUGUUGGUGGCUUGUAUACGCGGCGGAAGAAGGUUGCACUUUUGAACGCUUGCAAAAUAGGAAAAGGAACUGCAGAGGAAAAACACAAAAGAGAAGCUAAACCCCGUCGUUAACUUGCCUACUUUGACGUGUGCAAUACAUGUACGAUCCGGAUCAACGAAGGUUCCCUAAGCACCAGUGAAGCAACAAGCAAAUCUUCGAUCCGCUACUUAGAAGUGCACUACGGAAGUCCCGAAACCUGGAAGGCAUGGAACUGGACAACAUCUUUCUCAACAAACUUCCAAUCAUCGCGGCCACGGACAGCGGCGAUGGAACGUGGAACCACUAUGCGUUCCUCGAGAGUACCUGGUGCGAACGGAAGAUCCUGCUGAAGAUCAUCGUGUUCAGCUCACUCUACAACACGCCGCUCAGCUUCGUGUCCGAGAUCGAUCACGAGGAGCUACAACAGACGGCCAGGCGCCUGGAGCGCACCCUAGAGGAGUUUCUGCAGGAAACCAAGCAGGCCCUCUGCACGGAAGGUGGCGCGAAUGGUUUCAGCUAUGCGGUCGAAGAGAAUAAUUUUGUUUGGCGCAAGGUUCUCGGACCGCAGCUGACCGUCACGUACGGUUCUGUCAUCCUGCUGCGCUCUCAGUGUCUCCUAUCGGAUGUGCUGUCCAACUCGAUCCACGCCCAAAACCGGCUGCGAGCGGACGUGCAGCUGAAGAACAAGGUACUGCUCGAGCUGAAGGAUGAGCACGAGGAGCUGCUGGAGCUGCAGCGGCAGCAGGAGGAGGACACGCGCCUGUACGAGAUUGAGCUGAUAACCAAGUGCAUCAGCAUACUGAAUGAGAAGAAGGAGGUUAUCAAUCAUUUGAAAAAGCAGCUGGCAGAGGAUGAGGACGAGGUGGUAGACAGUGAGGAGCAAACGGAUGGUCAACAGCACCACCACCUCCAACAACACAAUCCUAGCGCAGAAGAUGAGGAACAGCCGCUGCUGCCGAGUGAUUUGCGAUCGGAGAAGAGGGGCGUUUCAACUGCGGCCGCUACCGUAACUCGUCCACCUCCGAUCAAUUACCUCGACUCGGAACAGUCCUUCCCUGAGCUGGAAAGCGGUGAAGAGCUGGAGGAUCCGGAACAGGAGCACGUUAUCCUACCGAAACGCACCAAGUACCAGCAACAGGCGUCCUCAGUUCACUCCGAGCUUGAACCGGCAACUUCCGGUACAUCGGCCCCCGGCACAUCGACAGCAACGCGGCAUCAGCUGGUCUCGUCGCCAGUGGAAGAAGCGGCUCAGGACGAUGAUAUUUAUAACAAAAAUACGGAGGAAUUACUGCAAGAAAUUUGAGUCAAAGCCUGUGCGGCCUUAACGAGGCCAAGUUGAGUGUGCGUUUUGAGCUAUUUAAUAUUUGGCGUUUGUCCUGAAAUCGCCCCGACCUAUAGAGACCCUCUUUCAAUGUCCAAUCUGUCCAUCUGUCCAAUUCCUCUGCGGAAUAUGGAUAGCCAGAAGAGCUAUUACCUUGUAAGCCAUCAUCACCGUACUUUGUAGGUUUUUAAUGUGUCAUCAUAGUGCAAUGGUAAUAAUAUUUUAUAGUUUUUUUUAAAUAAUAUGUGCCAAUACUGCAGGAUUCUUCCCGCAAGAAUUAGCGAAAAACAAAAGCACCAUAAACGAAACCAGUGCGGCAUGUGGUCGGUUCAUUGAUUGCUGCAAGACGCUACAGACCAGCAGCAUAUUCUCGUCGACAACGGAGAAAAUUCGUUUGAUUUAGAUUAAAUUAUUUAUUCUUUUUUAUUGCCGUUAGAACUAAGUAUAAACCCACUUUUUGAUAAUAAACAAUCGUAAUCACUCUA
Anopheles aquasalis is the source of this 2355-nucleotide messenger RNA. RefSeq lists its product as uncharacterized. Lineage: Eukaryota; Metazoa; Arthropoda; Insecta; Diptera; Culicidae. The record is from RefSeq and is a predicted model, not a curated record. Gene Ontology annotation, biological process: DNA recombination; response to X-ray; positive regulation of ligase activity. Gene Ontology annotation, cellular component: DNA-dependent protein kinase-DNA ligase 4 complex; nucleus; DNA ligase IV complex. Gene Ontology annotation, molecular function: DNA binding.